Molecule: messenger RNA, 3366 nt
Organism: Orbicella faveolata
Lineage: Eukaryota; Metazoa; Cnidaria; Anthozoa; Scleractinia; Merulinidae
Biological process (GO): termination of RNA polymerase II transcription
Cellular component (GO): nuclear body
Molecular function (GO): helicase activity; transcription termination site sequence-specific DNA binding
Source: RefSeq, a predicted model, not a curated record
CCGGUCCCGGGAUCAUUUACGGUUCGGGGAUCAUUUGCGGGCCGGGAUCAUUUGCGGGCCUGUACAGAGGUAAUAUCCAAGCGUGAAGUGCUCGACCCUCGCUUCGCCUUUCCCGUCUCCAAAAAAACGUUGUGUGAAAUGGGUCCCAGACCCCGUUCAAACUAUCCAAAUCACGUGACUUUUCGAACUCACGACAAAGACGAGCUUGAUUGAGUAUGGUGGUCGAUGAGAGGAAGUGCGCGGGAAUUGGGAAAUUCGAAAAGCUGUCGCGGUUGAAAGGUUUAUACCGGAUUUGAAAUCCUCCGCUGAUGGAUGUAGUAAUAAAAAAGGAAAAAGAUGACAAUGGUUCUGGUAGCCAUGGCAGCUGGCUGGACUUGGCAAUUGAUAACAGGACCUGUGAAUGGUGUUCUGCACCUUAUGAUAUGAGAAAUCAGCUUCCAAAUUAUGUCAAGGUGCCAUUAAAUGACUGGCAUAAAGAUUUAUUGUUAGAUCUCUGCUACUGCUUUGACUGUGUUCAGGAGUAUCAUAGGCUCCAGGAAGAAUUGGAUGAUGAAAGUAAAAAGAUUUUGCAUUUGGUUGAUAUUCAAAGGCUAGCAAAGACAAUAACUCAUGCCUUGAACAAUGUAGGGGAAAGAGAGGUGUUGCAGGAUAUUGCAACUCAUCUCCAAGUUCCCCUCCUGGAAAUCUUAAAAUUCCCUUAUCUUUUACAUCAUAAACAACUGGCAGACCUAUUUACAAGAGGACUUAUAGCUUUGAAUGUGUGCGGCUGUCCCCUAAAACUGGAAGACCUUGAAGAAAAGUUACCUGGCACUUACUUGCUGUUGGUCCAUCAUGACCCAGAGGUACGUGGCUGGGCAGUUAGGAGUGUGAGGGGCCAGGGUCUCAUAAAUCAAGACGACUAUGAUGUCCUAAAGCAGGUGAUCGGGUGGAUGAUUGAAGUGGUGGAGUUUAAUUUGUUUGAGAACUCUGAUCUUGUGGCAUCAGAGAGCAAACCUUUUGAAUUCACGAGCCUGCCUACUCAUAUCUUCAUUAAACUGACCAUUAAAGAGUACUGGCUUAGUUUGUUUGUGCUGUUGCGGCAAAUGGAUGUGGAGACAAUGCAGUCAUGUUUUAUGAGCUUUACUGGACACCAUGAGUUUUUGAAUAUAAUUGUGUUACCUAUGGAAAAUCAAGAACACAUGGAAGAUGAUGAUGGAGCUUUUUGGCCAAGGUUACAGUGCUUCAUAGUCUUGCUUGAGAGACUUGGAAUCAGAAAUAUCUGGCAGAUCUCAGUUCACAAACCUGAUCAACUGUUUACAAUUAUAACUCAAAACUAUUCCUUCCAUAAUGCUGUUAUGCACUGGCAAAACAAUGAAGAUGGAGAGGCCUCAAGCCAAGAGAUGUUUGUAGAUUUGCGUGAAACCAGAACGGUUUCAGGUUCAUCUGAUACAAAACACUCCAGCCAAUUUUAUAAAACUGCACUGGCUUGGUUCCAGCCUUUUGUUCAGUCUGUUCUUGAUUUUGACUCCUGUAAUGACUGCCUGUCACUUGUAAUUACUUAUCUUCACAAUCUGGCAGGUAAGUUUCAUUACCAAUAGCAUGGUAUACUGAAGCUGCUAUCAGGCAAAAAGUUCUGGUCAAAAGUAAUUUCACAACUUCUUGCAAAACAUUUAGUAAUACCAAUUAUCAGUAUGUCUAUAUAAAGACUCUCUGUCAAACAGCAUGCAUUGUGUGCUGCGACUCGAAUUUCCUUUGGUACAAAAACCUUCGUUUCAAAGUGUCUUAUAGUAGCUAUUUCAAUAUGUGAUAAUCUUAGCAAUCUAACUUGAUUUUCAAACAGGUAUCAUUCUUCAUCAUCAGUUUCAAUUUCACUUUCUUGGGUAGGGUGAUUAUUUUAGGAGAAAAAUUGGUAGUAAAUUAUCUGGUACAAUUUGAGAAGCUAAACAAUGGCCGGUACAAUGUGAUUUACUAAGAACCCCUGUGGAAGGUUUGGACCAUACAAGCUCUUAAGAGAAAAUCUCUCUGGGAUCGGUGGAGAAACAGUAGGGAAGACACAAGAAAAAAUACUCCCAUCGGCUCAAGUGAAUGACAGAAUUUGGUUGUAUUUUCCUUCGUAUUGCUAUCAUUGCCCGGUGUCAUUGCUAGCCUUCAGAAAAGCUAUUGCAUUGCUUUGUAGAUUUAUCCAAUGUUAAGUCACCUGCGGCGAGGCUUCUUCAAAUUUAUUUGUUGAUAAAUAGUGUUUUCUCUGCUGCAUUUAUUCCUGGAGAAGAAAACCUUUCUUGCAAAAAAGGCAAACUGUAAACAUUUUAGUAUCUGUACAUGACCAGUUAUCAAUAAUAACUCUGUAUGGAUUCCAAAGCUUGCCAAAGCACAUAAUGAACUCACCAACAAAAGAAAAAUGUCUGUUCAUUGCCCUUAUUCUAUGUCAUGUCUGAGACUGUAUUCUAAGCAAAGAAAGUGCUUUAUAGUCUGUUUAUAGAUAUACUUAUGAAAGAAAAUAAAAAAGUAAAUUUAUUUUGUGGAGUUGUUUCAAUUCGCAGCAUGGUGCCUAUGGGGGCAGGAACUUUUUAGGGGACAUUUGUCACCUCAUGACGCGAGGCCAGAAUUUCAAAAUACAGUAGUUCUAAAUCAAAUGGCAUUUAAAGCAAACAUAUACCAGUUUUACCAGUAAAUUAUAUUUGAGGCCACUGAAUGCCCCAAAUCCUUCUGAUUUUCUGACGCUGUCUUCAGUGACAGAAUCAAAACAAAAACAAAUGCUUGCAAUGCAUGCCGUUUGACAGAGAGUUUUUAACCAUAAUUAUAAUAAUAAAUUCAGCAAAGUUGCUUUUCAAGUAGCUCUGGCCUAAAAACAGAGGCAAGGUUUAUUUUGGAUGUGUGAUUGGAGACUUGUAAAAUAACUCUAAGUUCAGGCUUGAUUACCAUUCUCUGUUCACAGAAGGAGCCCACCCCACACUCAGAUAUGACUUUGACAAAUGAACUUUUGUGAAAGGUGCUUACAAGCAAUGUACAAGCUAUUUAUUGUUACAUAUUCUACGUGUAACUGUAACAUACAGAUUACAGGUUUGGAGUGUAAAAGUGCACUUGCAGUAUAUUUUUAUAGCCCUUUUCAUGGUUAUUUUUUUUUCUUAUUUGCUCGGUAAUGCAAUCCAAUGCGAAUGGGAGGCAAUCUAGGGUAACUAACUUUUGUAGUUCUGCCCACAAUUCCCCUGCAUCCAUGAAACAUAAUAAAAAAGAAAAGUUAACCAUGAAAUAGGCUACAAUAUGAGGUCUAUAAAUUUUCUCAAUUCCACUGCAGGUGGCUGUUCCAGUGAAAAUACCUUCAAGUCAGAUGUGCAGUCUGUAUUAUUAAGCAUCAUUCAUGAACUGUUGGUUAAAAGGAAGUUUGAG